Molecule: messenger RNA, 2758 nt
Organism: Tripterygium wilfordii
Lineage: Eukaryota; Viridiplantae; Streptophyta; Magnoliopsida; Celastrales; Celastraceae
Exons: 1
Coding region: 1712-2188 (158 amino acids)
Source: RefSeq, a predicted model, not a curated record
CCAUCAUUAUCAUCAUUCAAACUUCUAUUCUAAAAGUUUGAGAUUGGUUACAUUAAUCUAUGAGAAAAUCAAACAGGAUCCACUACGUUUAUUCGUUUCCAACAUUCAUUUCUAUCUAGAAUCAUACUUUCAUCAACUCCUAUUGAAUUCAUAUAUUUUUUUAUUACUUCAAUCCAUGUCUUUUUAGAUAUUCCUACUCUUUCAUAUACAAAUUAUCUUGAUUCUCAUCACCGCUACACCACCAAUGUUGUAAUCAGCGGCCUAGUCGGCGACUAGUCGCUAGGCGGUGGUGGCCGCUUCGAUUAGGGCCUAAUUGGGUCACAUAAUCGAUGACCCAAUUAGGCAACGACUAAUCGGCCAAAUCGACGCUAGUCGAUUUUUUUUGCCUGAGCUCCACCAAAACGACGUCGUUUUGGUGAGAUUUGUUCUCAAAAAAUAUGCAAUUGCAAGAGGCCAUCUCCGACAUCGAACGCUAUUGUCUGCUACCCUAGUUUCCUUCAUCGGUAAUUUCAUCCGGUGACUUCACGCCACAGUCGCCAAAGAAGCUCCAACAAGCAUCAAACAUUUCUGAUGAGAUACAUGGAGCAAUUCUUAGAUAGCCAGCACUAGCUCCCGGUGCUCGAGUGCUCGAUUGAAUCUUCAACAAGGUCACUACAUCUUCUAAGUGCUCCAGUUUUCGUCUUCAAUAAGGUAUCUAGACCAUUGAGUUCAUGAUAUAGCAUACGUUAAUUACAUUUACAUGUUGUUUUAAUCAGCCUUCAUUUAAUUUUGUUGAAGGAGGGGUAUGAUGCAAGGGUAAAUGUAUAAUCUGUCAUUUUGUUGCUUUUAUGCUAGAUGUGCCUUGAUAUUAGGGAAUUUAUUAUUUAUUGCAAUUGCAUGUAUUUUACUCCAAACUGAAUUGAAUGAAGAACGAUUUUUAACUUUUUAUGUGAACUGAAGCAAAAUAUAUUGAAGUCUGAUCAUCUGAACUGAUAGAUUUGUUUGGUUCUGCUAUUCUGGUUGUCUAUUUUUAUUUUUUAGGGAUAUGGCUACUUCAACCGGUUCUAAUUCCAAUGCUGGUGAAGCCACAAAUGAUGUGAACAUUCAAAAUGCAUUGAAACGUGCAUCCGGUGAUAUUGAAAAGUUAUGUCGGAGGCAUCUAUCGGCUCAAAUAUCAUGUAGCCGAUAGGUCAGGCAAUGUGAGGGCUUGUCAUAAGGCCAGUAAAGAGGCAAUAAAGGCAUGUGUUGAGGCACUAGAUGGUAAGAAGAAAAAAAAGACAAAGAAGCAAAUUGAAGAGUCUGAACUUAGAAAUGAAGUUUCGAUAUACAGUGGUGCUACGGAGAUGGAUAAGGAUAUGGAAGUCAUGGGAUCAAGGAGGAGAAGAUGUGAUCGCGGGCCCAUGGGUAGAUUUGUGGAGAUUAAUUCACAACCAAACACUGAUUCUAUAAAGUUUACAAAGCAAGCUAGUUUGGUUGCAUUGAUGGACAAGAAUAAGUGAUCGAUACGCAACAAUACAUAGCACGGUGGGCCAUUGAGAGUGAUAUUGCUUUCAAUGCCAUUCAAAGUGGCAGUUUCAAGCUAAUGACAGAGGCUAUUAUGCAGUUUGAUCCAGGAUUACCUAUACUGAGUCGGUAUCGUUUGGGUGGUCCAUGUGUGAAAACAGAGGUUGCAAGAGUUAAGAACUUCCUAAAGAAGCAUGAAGAUGAGUGAGUCAUAUCUGAUUGUUCCAUUAUGACUGAUGCUUGGACUAAUCGUAAAAGAAGGAGUAUUAUGAAUUUGUGUGUUCAUCGUAGAGAAGGGAUCCCUUUCAUUUCCUCAAGGGAGGAUUCCGAUGCAUCCCAUACGGGAACCUACAUAUUUGACUAUGUCGACAAAUGCAUUGAAGAUGUAGGACCAGAAAAGGUGGUGCAAGUUGUGACGGGUAACGCUUCUAAUAACAUGGCAGCUGCAAGUUUGAUGGAAAAGAAGAGACCUUCUUGUGCCGCAUAUACGGUGAAUCUUAUGCUUGAGGCAAUUGAUAAACUUCCAAGGUUCAAGAAUGCAAUUGAUAAGACAAGGGCUUUAACCAUAUUCAUAUAUGCACAUCACCCAACCCUAAGCAUGAUGAGAAAGAUGACAAAGAAGUGUGACAUAGUACGGCUGGGUGUUACACGCUUUGCUACUAAUUACCUUUGUUGCAAAGCUUGGUGGAGAAGAAGAAGCAACUAAAACUUAUGUUUGCUUCAGAAGAAUGGGCCCACAUUCUAAGAGUGCGAAGGGAAAAGUAGCAUAUGCGACAGUUGUUAGCAUCUCGUUUUGGAAGUCUGUGAACUCUUGCUUGCUUGUUUUUCGUCCAUUGGUGAAAGUACUUCGGCUGGUUGAUAGUGACAGACCAUCUACGCAAUGGUUGUAUGGAGAACUUCAAGUGGCGAUAAGAGAGAUCAAGGAAGACGUAUGUAGUGGACUUGAAAAGAAUUAUAAACCGAUAAUUGACAUAAUUGAGAGUAAAUCCAAAUGAAGACUUGAUUCCUCUUUGCACUUGGUGGGUUACUUGCUUAAUCCGUACUACUUUGCAAAGAAUAGGGUAAAUAUAGGAGAUAAUGCAACUAUAAUGGAAGCAUUUCUCGAUUGCUCUGAGCUAACCUGAACUCAACUAACCUCUCUCUCACUACCCCUAGGCUUCGAUACCAGUGGUGUAUCUAAGGUCGAGAUAAUAUUUCUAGUUGGUAUGAAAUAUCCUGUCAAGAUUGGUUUAAUCAAUCAAUUAAAUUUUCUAACCAAUCAGCUCUUUGGCACAGA